Molecule: messenger RNA, 3027 nt
Organism: Bufo bufo (common toad)
Lineage: Eukaryota; Metazoa; Chordata; Amphibia; Anura; Bufonidae
Gene: RNF150
Product: ring finger protein 150
Exons: 7
Coding region: 192-1466 (424 amino acids)
Source: RefSeq, a predicted model, not a curated record
GGAGGCGGACACGGGCAGGACCCAAACAAAAGCUGGGUGUCCUGGGAAGACGGGGGCCGCCGACCACAGCACCGGGCGGCGCAGGGAUCCUCGGUGCUGUGCGGGGCGGGGAGAGCUCCGGCCGCAGCAGCAGCCAAUGAGCGCCACGUCUCCGGCUGUGACAUAUGCAGCAGGCAGAGUAGCAGAUAAAGAUGGCAAUGUCUCUGAUCCGGGCAUGCCGCAGCCUGGCGCUCUCCACCUGGCUCAUCUCCUACUGCUUCGUGCAUCUGCUCUGCAUGGACUUCACGGUGGCGGAGAAGGAGGAGUGGUACACGGCCUUCGUCAACAUCACCUACCAGGACCCGGCCAACGGCACCAACCGGACGGAGAAGAGCGAGUGCGGGAGGUACGGGGAGCACUCCCUCAAGCUGGACGCCUGGGGCUUGGCGGUGAUGCCCUCCCCGCAGGACAGGCUGGCCUGUGACCCGGCCGCUAAGUUCCCGGUGCCAGCCCACGCCGGGAGAUGGGUGGCCCUGAUCCCUGUGGGCAACUGCACGUGUAGGGAUAAGAUCCGACAUGCCGCCCUGCACAACGCCUCGGCCGUGCUCAUCUACAACGUGGGAUUCGGGAAUGACACCAUCACCAUGUCCCAUCCAGGCAUUGAAGAUAUAGUAGCAAUAAUGAUCCCGGAGCCUAAAGGGAAGGAAAUCGCAAGCUUAAUAGAGAAGAACUUUAAUGUCACGAUUUACAUUACAAUUGGGACGCGGAACUUACAAAAAUUUGUCAGCCGCACCUCAGUGGUGUUUGUUUCCAUCUCCUUCAUUGUCCUGAUGAUCAUCUCUCUUGCCUGGCUAGUAUUCUACUACAUCCAAAGGUUCAGAUACGCCAAUGCCAGAGACAGAAAUCAGAGGCGGCUUGGGGAUGCUGCAAAAAAAGCCAUCAGCAAAAUGCAAGUCAGAACCAUCAAAAAAGGAGAUAAGGAGACGGAGCCAGAUUUUGAUAACUGCGCUGUGUGUAUUGAAGGAUAUAAACCUAAUGAUGUUGUCCGAAUCUUGCCGUGCCGACAUCUGUUCCAUAAGUCCUGUGUGGACCCCUGGUUAUUAGAUCACCGCACGUGUCCAAUGUGUAAAAUGAACAUUCUCAAGGCUCUGGGUAUACCACCAAAUGCAGAUUGCUUAGAUGACAUCACUCCAGAUUUUGAUGGCUCAGUAGGACCACCAACUAAUCAAAUUACAGGAGCCAGUGAUGUGACCGUGAACGAGAGUUCAGUAGGAGUAGACCCCGCUGUCCGUACUGUAGGUGUUUUACAGAUCAUCCAAAAUGCGGAUGUACUUCCACAGGUUGGAGAGGUCAGCUAUACUGCAAGCAGUGAGCAUGAGCCAGCAAUCAGCAGUGACUCUGAUAUAUCUCUCAUCAUGGCAGUAGAUGUUGGACUUUCAGAUGUGGAUCUUUCCACGGACCAGGACUGUGAGGAGGUGAAGUCAUGAGCAGGUCUGUUGCUGAGUUCCAUAGGAAAGAUAUAGAGAAGGGGUAAAGCAGUCGGCUCUCCCGGAGUUUGGACUAUUCCAAUAAGUAAAAACCACUCACCAUCACCAUAAGUCUCCAGUGCACUCCAUUAUGGGAUGAUCACGAAAAAAAAAGCAAUAGCGCCAGAUGCCUGCUGUUUCAGCACAGAUCCUUACCCCGCAGGAUUUUAAGCUGUGUUGACGUGGGAGCAGUGGCCUCCAAAUUUACUCACCCGUGCAAGACAUCAGUCUUCAGGCUCCCCUGAUGUGGACGGUAGACGUGGACCUAAAUUGAAAUCGAUGAUGCUGUUUUUAAGAAGCGAUAGAUACUUCACAAUCCCACUUUUGUCAUUUACCCAGUUUUAAACAAUUUAUUGUAUCACCAAUAUCCCAGUCACGAAAGAAAAUGUAUGUCGGCGUCUCCGCCAAAGAGAUUGGGAUGGUCAUGAAUGAAUGCCCUGCUCUUAUCUGAAGGAAGCUAUGACUGCCGGAUGGGCACCCGUCCCAGAAGCACUUGAGAAGAAAAUGUUUUUCGAGGGGCUGUGCCAGUUGCAUGUGAUCUGGCAUUUCUCAUGAACUGCAUAAAGAAUGUUAGGUACUAAAAUUACAAUCUGUUGCUCGGAGUCAUUAACGAGGCUCAGUGUGUGAAUUAAGGCACACAUUAUGUUAUUGCACCAUCAGUUUUAGAUCCAUAUUUUAAGAAUGUUGUUCAAAGUGUUUGACACUGUGCAGAUAAUUUUUAUUUUAUUUUUUAAAUCCCCACUUAUUUAUUGUGGGGAACCAGUCCUUUUGACUCUUAAUGGAAAUGUAUGCAGUAUUGUGCUUACACUACAGAGUAGCAUAUGUUUUUUCAAGAAUAAAUAUAUAUUUUUUCAAAACAGAAUAUAACUAUUAGUGGGUGAAUAAAAAAAAAAACGAGGGUAAUUAGGUGCUCUGAUGUUGUGUAAGGUAUCAUACUGGCUCAUGACAUUCCAUUAUACUAUGACUUAUGACUUGAUGACCCGAGACGCAAAGUAUUUUUUCUGAGAAUUGAAUGUAUUGGCAUCAGCUACAAUGAAUUCUGUUUUAUAUUCUGGAAGCAAGGUUUUUAUUUAUCUAAUAAAAAAAUAUAGUCACAGUUAGCUAAAAGUAGCUGAUAUGUCGUAAUAUGGACAUUGGUAGCUAUAAUAUAAUAAGUAAUACAAAUUGAAAGCCAAAAAUUAUGAUAUUGUAAAGCUGUUUAAGAAAAAAAAUGGACAUUUCAAAAGUUAAUACAUCAGGUGGUAAGGGUAUUUGGUUGGCACAUGGAUGGAGAAUAUCUUAGGAAUAAUACAGUUUCACUUGUGCAUCUGACGUUUGCGGUAUAUUAAUUUACAGCAGACCUUGUACAAGCUGUGCAGCUUAAUUGACACAUUGAAAAUAGGGGCUUAUCCCCUUAAGGACCAUCCAAUCUAUUUUGUGGUCGCUGUUCUAGAGAGGCUUCUGUGAGUUCUCCUGCCGUAUGAUUGAACUGUAACUAACGGCUCUGGUUCUUAGAGCAGCCGAUCGGAGGUAGCUCCAGCCC